Messenger RNA from Archocentrus centrarchus (flier cichlid), 2061 nucleotides. It is a transcript of the gene pgrmc1, whose product is annotated as progesterone receptor membrane component 1. NCBI's taxonomy places the organism in Eukaryota, Metazoa, Chordata, Actinopteri, Cichliformes, Cichlidae. Gene Ontology annotation, cellular component: membrane; endoplasmic reticulum; endomembrane system. Bases 73 to 618 code for a protein of 181 amino acids. The record is from RefSeq and is a predicted model, not a curated record. The transcript is spliced from 3 exons.
CUGUCCAAGUAGACUGAGGUCUGACACCGCCAAUCCCACCAGCACAAACGGUUCAGGGAAAGAGACGACAACAUGGCCGAAGCAGAGAGCAGCGAGUUAACUUCUGGUGGAAUUUUUCGGGAGAUCUUUACUUCCCCGCUGAAUCUGACCCUCCUCAGCCUCUGCUUGUUCCUUUUGUACAAAAUCUUCCGUGGGGACAAACCGUCGGAGCUCAGCGAGGCGGAGAAACCGCUGCCCAAACUGAAGAAGAGAGAUUUUACGCUGGCGGAGCUGAAGCCCUAUGACGGAGUGCAGAACCCCCGGAUCCUCAUGGCCAUCAACGGAAAAGUGUUCGACGUGACCAGAGGGAAGAAGUUUUACGGACCAGAGGGAGCGUACGGAGUAUUUGCAGGCAGGGAUGCAUCCAGAGGUCUGGCAACCUUCUGCCUGGAUAAGGAGGCCCUGAAAGAUGAACACGACGACCUGUCGGACCUGAACUCCAUGCAGCAGGAGAGCCUUUCUGAGUGGGAGUCUCAGUUCACCAUGAAGUACGACUACGUCGGCAAGCUUCUGAAGCCGGGAGAGGAGCCGACAGAGUACACCGACGAUGAGGAAGGAAAAGACAAAAAGGCGGACUAAAACGUGAAACAGCGUGACCACAAGGGGCUAAAGAUGCCUUAAUGUAUAUUGGUAAUUUAACAACCCUCCACCUCUUGUUCGUCUCCUACUACGUUUGGACCAAUCUCAGCUGGUAUACACUGACUGAAUUCAGUUCAUCUUUAUUAAUCUCAUCUGAAGGCAUUAAUGGUUAGAAAUGCAGUGUUCUAAUGUAGAGUUGUCUAAUUGUUGUUAGUGUAAUUUCUCAGACACUGAUCCCAGCGUUUGCUCGAGCUCCUGGCGGUUAUGUGCGCCGAAGAAGGUGAUCGCCCCAUCUGACUGGUUCUCAGAUUACCUGCAGUUUUACAGAAGGAUCUCAGGAAGCAAUUUUUAGUUAAAAAAUUCAGAAAAAUAUACUCGAGGUCUGAAGCCGGAUGGCCGAUCGCAGAGAAUUCUGGUAUUUCUGAGUCUUAUUCUCAUCGUGGUGUGAUUUAUUUUUUUUGUGUGUGCGCGUUUUCUAAAUAAGAUUCCAUUGUACAGCACACUUGCACAGAUUUGAUCUCUUUUUUUAAACAGCUGUCUGUUUUAGGCUAACAAGCAGUCAGUUUUUUACUGAUGCAUAACAAAUAUGUUGUUUUUUUGAGCUAUCAAAUCACAUCUGAAAUUUACUUUGGUUUUAAUGUCAGUGCGCAUCAUUCCCCAUCUUCAGCCUCUUUGUCUCUUUGUGUUCAUGCCCCCCCACCACCACCAUCAUUCCUGCUACUUGGGGAAAGCUACUCGUUUUAGCUUAAAGGAGUCGUAUUAUGUUCAUUUCCAGCUUCAUAUUUUCGUUCUUGGUUUCUACUAAAGUGCUUUUGCACCGUUCUUAAUUCAAAGUGAGCCCUGUUUGAAACAAGCUGUUUUGGCUCCUCCCCCCUUUUUUCCUGAUUGGCUGCCCCUCAAACAGCAGGUAGGCAUGGUUUUUGUGCUUACUUUCAGAGACGACCAUAUUGGGGACUUCCCCUCUCUAUGACAUCACAUGGAGCCAAAAUGAAACUGAGCAGUCUAAAGUCCCAGCUUUUGGCUCACAUGUUUUAAUAUGAACGUCCGUCAUCGUAAGCAUACAUUAAUCACAGAAAUUGAAAAGAAUAGUAGGGCCUCCUGCAGACAGGGCCUAAAAGGAGGCAGUCUACACACUGAUGGUGUCACUGUUCUGUGUCCACUACAUUGUUCAGUUAUGUUCAAGCAAAAACUUGUCUGUUGUCACUUUAAGCAUCAGUUUAAGCACCCUUUUCUUCACAAACUCCGUUUUAAUUUUCACCUCAGGCCUUUUGUACCGAUGAUCUCUGCAGACAGCUGUGCCUGUGCUCAAACAGAGGAUGAUGAUGAUACUCCUGCUUAGUCCUAACAUGAAAACAAAAAAGUGAGUUCCCCUCAACUGACCACCUCACCUAUGUCCUUCAGCGACGUGUAGCUGGGAAAAUAUUCAUAAUAUGAAGGUAAAAA